Molecule: messenger RNA, 926 nt
Organism: Musa acuminata AAA Group (dessert banana)
Lineage: Eukaryota; Viridiplantae; Streptophyta; Magnoliopsida; Zingiberales; Musaceae
Exons: 3
Coding region: 87-776 (229 amino acids)
Source: RefSeq, a predicted model, not a curated record
CCCUUCGUCUCCCAGCCGGAGCUUUCUCACGUCUAUAUCCCCUCGUUCUGGUCCCCUUCCAAGCCAGUCCUUCGAACUCCCCCGCCAUGGCCAUCACGCACGCAGACCUGUCGUCCCUGAGGACCCCCUGGCGCACUGACAUCGGCAACCGGAUCGCCCUCUUCCUCGUCCUCCUCUCCGUGCUCUGCGGUCUCUCCGGCUUCGUCCUUUGCCUCGCCGCCGAGGCCUCCCGCUCCGAGGCCACAUGGUAUCGGUUGAGCGACGGCAGCAGGAGCUACGAGUGCGUCUACACCGGCAGCGGGCGCACGCCGCUGGCUUGCGCCGUGUGCGCGUUCCUCCUGUUCGCGGUGGCGAUGUUCGCCGAGCACGCCUACAUGAUGGUGGCAGUCACGUGUCCCAGCCGCCCGGCACCGGCCGCUUGGCCGCUCCCAGACGAUCCACGCACGCUGUCGUCCACCGGUCGAUGGCAAACCUGCGCCCUCUUCCUCGCGACCUGGAUCUGCUUCAGCAUUGCUGAGGCGCUGCUGCUCAUCGGCAUCGGCGUGGAGUCCGGCCAUGUAAGCCAGUGGAGGCAGCCAAAGCCGGACUGCCAUGUGAUCAGGCCGGGGCUAUUUGCAGCAGCGGGAAUCUUCGGGCUGAGCACUGUCCUCCUCGGAGUUGGUCUGUAUCUGACGGCGCUGCAGGCGCAGAGACUACACCAGCAAGAGGACAACAUGCUGCGAGGCACCGCUCAUGUGCAUCACCCGCACCCGUUUCCUCCGACGAGCGCACCAUAAGCACCGGACACCGCACAAGAAGGAGAUCACCAGACCACUCAUAAGACUUCGACCUCUGCUUGAGCUUCAGCUUAACUCUUCGUCUUGAAUCCAUUUUCCGAUGGGGUUCUGAACACUAAUUUGAUCAUGUAAAUGUGCUGAUUAGCUUUG